Strongylus vulgaris is the source of this 612-nucleotide messenger RNA. Lineage: Eukaryota; Metazoa; Nematoda; Chromadorea; Rhabditida; Strongylidae. The record is from the annotation of a GenBank genome assembly.
AUGAGUGUUGAGAAUAGAAGAAACCUGCAAAUCGAUACUGAGCGAUCGGAGCAACUUGCUAAGCAGCUACGAAAAUAUGCCUCGGGCACGUCUGGCGAUCCUACACUCCACGAUAUGCUGGGCAUGUUCUCGGAAACGGAGCGACUUAAGCCAGAGGAAUCUUGGUACUGCAACAAAUGUCGUGAUCAUGUAGAAGCAACGAAGAAAUUGGAGUUGUUCCGUCUUCCACCAGUGUUGAUCGUUCAGUUGAAGAGAUUUGUUUAUACAGCGACAUACCAAACAAUGCAUCGUCGAAGCAAGGACGAACGUCGAGUCAUCUAUCCUAUUUCUAACCUUGACAUGUCCCCUUUCUUAGCCGAAACAGCGCCUGCAGACCAGAAUACUAUUUAUGAUCUUACUGGUGUUGUCUGCCAUUCUGGAAGUAGUUACUUUGGACAUUAUGUCAGUAUUGGUCGUCUUGCUGGUUUUGAUUCCACAGAUACUGUAGUUGACUGGCGUCUCUUCGAUGAUUCGAUCGUCUCAAAACAGUCUGUUAAUAAUGUACAAUCUGAUGAUGCCUAUUUACUUUUCUACAAACAGCGUGGUGUGCCUACUAAGUCGAUAUUCAGGUAA